AUGGCGAAAAAUAUUCAAAAGUUACCUGCCUACCUCACUCGCAUCUUCGGUCUUGUAGGUAGAACGGCAGUCAUCACAGGAGGAAGCUCAGGCAUAGGAAAAGAGAUCGCCUUUGCACUGGGUCAGUCUGGUGCAAAGGUAAUUCUUAUUGCUCGUCGGGAACCACCCCUUGCCUCAACUUUGGAGCAACUCAAGCAGCUCGGUGUUCCGGCAACGUCAAUAUCAGCAGACCUCUCAAAUCUCGCCGACCUUAACCAUGCCGUAUCGCGGAUAAAGACCUCACAUGGUACCCCGGACAUCUUGGUUAACGCAGCGGGGGUCUCUCAUCGUCCUCCGCUUUCACACAUUACUCAGGCAGAGUGGGAUUUCACAAUCGCAGCAAAUCUCACUGCACCUUUUGCCUUGGGGCAGGCCUUCGGUCCAGCUAUGGCGGAGCGUGGGAGUGGGCGCAUCAUCAACGUCGCGAGCCAACAAGCCUUCCGGGCAUUCGGUAACAGCGGCGCAUACGGUGCCGCUAAAGGGGGAGUCGUCGCACUCACGCGGUCUCAGGCGGAAGCUUGGUCAAGAAAGGGGGUUCUCUGCAAUGCUAUCGCCCCGGGGGUCGUGGAAACGCCGAUGACGGCCGAAGUGUUGGCGGAUCCGAAGAAGAAGGAGGUGCAUGCCGCGCGGACGAUGAUCGGGCGAAACGGGGUGCCGGAAGACUUUGCAGGCGCUGCGAUCUGGUUAGCAAGUGACGCGAGUGCGGCGGUAACUGGCCAGACCAUAUUUGUCGACGGGGGGUAUUCAGCUACAUAA
This is a messenger RNA of Colletotrichum truncatum, 795 nucleotides long. Its product is annotated as short-chain dehydrogenase reductase sdr. Lineage: Eukaryota; Fungi; Ascomycota; Sordariomycetes; Glomerellales; Glomerellaceae. The record is from RefSeq and is a predicted model, not a curated record. Gene Ontology annotation, molecular function: oxidoreductase activity, acting on the CH-OH group of donors, NAD or NADP as acceptor.